Silurus meridionalis is the source of this 894-nucleotide messenger RNA. It is a transcript of the gene hddc3, whose product is annotated as HD domain containing 3. The record is from RefSeq and is a predicted model, not a curated record. The transcript is spliced from 5 exons. The coding region runs from base 167 to 709 and encodes 180 amino acids. Gene Ontology annotation, molecular function: guanosine-3',5'-bis(diphosphate) 3'-diphosphatase activity. Lineage: Eukaryota; Metazoa; Chordata; Actinopteri; Siluriformes; Siluridae.
UCGAGUCUCCUUGAUGGGAGUCGGCGCUUCUCGUUCGCUACAAAGAAUCGGCUCUUAGAGCCGGCUCGUUCGCGAACGACACAUCACAGGCAGGUGUUUAUUUGAGGAUCUCUCAGAGGUUUGCUCACCUGUACUUGCUGUCUUCUUUGGAAUAGACAGUGCCGCUAUGAACUCCGAGGUUUCUCUGCUGCUGGAAACCGUCAACUUCUCUGCGGAGAAGCACCGCAAUCAGCGCCGCAAGGAUCAUGAUGCGACCCCGUACAUCAACCACCCCAUAGGAGUGGCCAGGAUCCUGAGUCAUGAAGCUGGAAUCACAGACAUUGAAGUCUUGCAAGCAGCGUUGCUUCAUGACACCGUGGAAGACACGGACACCACUUUGGAAGAAUUGGAAGCUGUGUUUGGGGGAAAGGUGGCGAGAAUAGUCCAGGAAGUGACCGAUGACAAAACGCUACCCAAGCAGGAAAGAAAGAUGAUGCAGGUGGUACACGCGCCCCACUGCAGCCACCAGGCCAAACUGGUCAAACUGGCCGACAAACUGUACAACCUGCGCGACCUCAAUCGCUGCACCCCUACAGGCUGGACAUUUGAACGCGUUCAGGAGUAUUUCAUGUGGGCGGCGCAGGUAGUGAAAGGACUUCGUGGAACCAACGCUGCGCUCGAGGAAAAGCUGCAACAACUCUUCAGGGAGAGAAACGUGGACAUGCGAUGAUGAUCGGGGAGAUUUUUAAGAUUGUGCAGCUUUUAUGUCUUUUUUUUUUUUUUUUUUUAUAAUUUAUGGAUCAGACAAGGCAUUAUAAUUCUUUUUUUUUUUUUAAUGAGUUAAUUAAUCAUACAAAUGUAUUGGUUUAUUAUUGACAAUAAAAGUAAAUAAAUGGAUCUCUAUUAAGUGACACA